AUGCCGCGCAUCUACCUCGGAAAAAUUCCAUAUCAUGCGAGAGAGCGUGAUAUCGAACGCUUCCUCAAAGGAUAUGGCAGAAUCACCAACAUCUCGAUGAAAUAUGGAUUUGCCUUUGUCGACUUCGAAGACUAUCGAGAUGCCGAAGAUGCCUGUCACGAUUUGGACGGCAAGACCAUGGAUGGAAGCUCUAUGCGUGUUGUUGUCGAGAUGGCUAAAGGAAAGCCGCGCGGAAGCGAUGCUCGUGGAGGAUCCAGAUCACCAAGAAGACGUUCUCGUUCUCCAAGACGUCGGUCUCGCACGCCUCCAAGAAGACGCUCUCGCAGCCGUUCUCGUGAUCGCAAGCGUUCGCGUAGAUCUCGUUCUAGAAGCGCUUCGAGAUCCAAGUCACCAGAACGUGAAAGUCGCCGCAGAAGCGAGUCUAGAUCUCCGAGCCCAAAAAGAAACGCGUGA
Caenorhabditis briggsae is the source of this 453-nucleotide messenger RNA. RefSeq names its product Protein CBR-RSP-5 (gene Cbr-rsp-5). NCBI's taxonomy places the organism in Eukaryota, Metazoa, Nematoda, Chromadorea, Rhabditida, Rhabditidae. Gene Ontology annotation, biological process: mRNA splicing, via spliceosome. The coding region runs from base 1 to 453 and encodes 150 amino acids. Gene Ontology annotation, molecular function: mRNA binding. The transcript is spliced from 2 exons. The record is from RefSeq and is a predicted model, not a curated record. Gene Ontology annotation, cellular component: nuclear speck.